Molecule: messenger RNA, 1014 nt
Organism: Saitoella complicata NRRL Y-17804
Lineage: Eukaryota; Fungi; Ascomycota; Saitoellomycetes; Saitoellales; Saitoellaceae
Exons: 1
Coding region: 173-982 (269 amino acids)
Source: RefSeq, a predicted model, not a curated record
CGACGGUAUUAGAAAGACGGGCUUGAAUCUUGAAAGCUCCACCCGCGAUCUUGCCGCCACUGCAGCAUAUGACCUACCUGUUACUCACAGCACAUGCCUCGAGUCCCCGCUUUUCUCGCAGUCCCGUUAUCUUGGCGAAAGGUACAUAUGUCGUGUGUGCGAUCUCUUCAACAUGUGUCAAGAUUGUGCCUUCAAGGAGUUCGGCGGAGGGAACAAUCAACCCUCCAUGCAUGCUCGUAUGCAUACGUUUAUGAUUGUACCCCCACCCAACGUGGAAUGUUCGACCCGGGGCUGGAAAGAGGAACGAUCUUUUCUCUUGGAGGGGGCAUUGCUGCCACCGACAGACCGUUUGUACUUCUUUGCCGUACCAUGUGCACUGUGCGGCAUGUGCCCCAUCCGCCAUAAAUGUUGGGUACCUGUGCGCGGGGCCGAUGUUCCAGAGUUCGGGAAGUUGACACUCUGCACACGCUGCGUCAACGCCACUUCCAACCAGAAUAUCUCAUUUGGAUCCUCAUUUCAACUCCCUAACCGCUGGGCUAAUGUUCACCCCAACGUUGAAGCUCAAUUGCUGGCCGAGUUUGAAAAGGCGGCGGUACUCUUCCCUGUGAACCCAGAAAGACGCCGCCGCAUUUACUCCUGUUCAGGAUCCUGUCAUGGGGACAUUGGAGGCGACGUCUUUGCCUGUUCAAUCUGCCUUGAUUUUUAUCUAUGCAAACCUUGUCUCAUACACGAGUUCUGGGGGCCGCACAAGAAUCAUGCUCGAGUUCAUGAUUUUGUCUUGCGUAAUCCGAUUACGCGUGGGCGUGCUGAACGGGGAGUGAAUGGAGAACCGCCUCAAAGCUGGAUGUCGGCUUGGAGGAGUAUGCGUGUGCCUGACAAACGGGAACCGAGAGAAAGCUUGAUAUCAUCUUGGAGGCUUUAUUAUGUUGGGAUUCGAGACGAAGACAGGUUCAACUAUGUUGAAGCGGUGAGUGAUUGUUGAUCGAUUGCAAUUGAGAUCGUUGUGGAGACCCC